AGAAGCCGGAGAGAGCUCAAAGGUAGAAGGAAGAAAAGAAAUGUCGUCGAGCGCAGCGGCACCGUUUUGGCGCACGGCCGGGAUGACCUACAUCACCUACUCCAACAUCUGCGCCAGUCUCGUCCGCAAUUGCCUCAAGGAGCCUUACAAGACCGAGGCUCUCUCCCGCGAGAAGGUCCACUUCGCCAUCGCCAAGUGGGCCGACGGCAAGCCCGAGAGGCCCUUUAUCCGUACGGAUCAACCAGAAUGAGUUUCGAACUGCUGAAGUGGUCAUGCCUUUGGGUUGGACAGAUGGGUUCGCCUUUUCCUUUUUCUUGUCAAUUUGAGAGAUGUGAUUACGAUCGGGUUUUAAUAUCCCCGUAACUUUCAGAUGGGGACUGAAUUGUGUUUUUGAGUGAUCUUUCUCAUUAAUAAUGUAAUACACUGAUUAAGUGCUUAAUGCCUAAUAUAUAAUCGCCUCGAUACUGCUCCUUUUCACAAAA
Molecule: messenger RNA, 482 nt
Organism: Argentina anserina (silverweed cinquefoil)
Lineage: Eukaryota; Viridiplantae; Streptophyta; Magnoliopsida; Rosales; Rosaceae
Product: ATP synthase subunit epsilon, mitochondrial
Exons: 2
Coding region: 41-250 (69 amino acids)
Biological process (GO): proton motive force-driven mitochondrial ATP synthesis
Cellular component (GO): mitochondrial inner membrane
Molecular function (GO): proton-transporting ATP synthase activity, rotational mechanism
Source: RefSeq, a predicted model, not a curated record